CACAACACAGUAUGCCUUUUGGUAUAAACUUCGUCUCCCAGAUCAAGCACUUUGCUUCGCCGGCGCCAGUUAGACUUCCAUCUAAGGAAGAGGGCCAGAGCUUCACGUUGGCCGAGAUUGUGGCCAAGUAUGCGCCGAGCCUCGAGCACGGAGCGUCCGCUCUCAUGAGCCCCUUCUUGUGCAAUGGUCACUUACAGACGAUGUAUGCCGGUAUUGGGAACUUUGAAGAGGUCAAUCAGAUCUACUACCGCCGUGAGUUGUUACAGUUCGAGGACGGUGGUGUGGCCUCUGUAGACCAUGUGGUGCACCUGCUGAAGGAGAAGUUCGACUUGAUUGACGACCUGCUGCACGUUCCAGCGUCGCAGAAGUUCGACUUGCCUCCACGAACCAAGUACUACUCUCCCCAGGAAGUGACUGAGUUGCGAUCCGAUGACCACAAGCCGUUAAUCAUUUGCCUCCACGGCUUGUCCGGCGGGUCCUACGAGAGCUACGUGCGGUGCUUCUUGGAAGCAAUCACCUCCGAGCCAUACGGGUUUGAGGCCUGUGUGUUGAACGCACGUGGAUGUGCCAAUACAUCUUUGACCACGUCCCAGUUGUUCUGCGGGGUCUGGACCAACGAUAUCCGCGACUUGAUUGCCAAGUUGCGCAAGGACUACCCGAACCGGCUGUUGUACGCCGUUGGGUUUUCGCUUGGGGGGUCGAUCUUGGCCAACUACUUAGGCCAGGAGUCUGACGACUGUCCCUUAACUGCCGCUGCUGUGAUCGCCACGCCCUGGGAUUUGAACGACUCUUCCAUCCAGAUCGAGUCUUCAUACAUUGGCCAUAACGUCUACUCGCGCGCGAUGACAGAAAACUUGUACCGGUUAGUGGAUAUGCAUUACGAUGCGCUCAGUGAGAGUGAGGUGAUGGAAAACUAUGCUGCCAAGCGCUACAUGGCCAAGACCUUGAGACAAUUUGACGACUUGUUCACCUCACGGCUCUUUGGCUUUAACAAUGCUGGCCAAUACUACCGCACAGGAUCUCCAAUCAACCGCAUCUACAAGAUCCGUACACCGACCUUGAUUUUGAACGCGUUGGACGAUCCCAUCGCGGCCAGCACCUCCUACCCGUACAAGGAGGCGACAUUGAAUCCGUACACCUUGUUCGCGACCAGUUCGCUUGGCGGGCACAUUGGUUGGUUUACCCCGAGCUUGAAGAGAUGGUACUCCGAGCCAUUGUCGCAGUUUUUCCACGGAGUGCACCAGGCGCUUGACCACAAUAAAGAGCUUGAGGUGGAUAAAGACAGUCUUCCUAUGGAGACCAAGUGGGUCAAGGAUAGGCUCGACUUCAAGCGGGACUGAUUUCCGGAAAUGUGAAUAGAUGGGGUAUAGAUGAAUAUAAUAUAAUAGAAGAUGGAUUCGAUACCUCAAUAUGUGGGAUAUGAGAAAAGGGAAACACAGAGGGUGUUUAGACAAAAUUUUUAUCUAGAGAUGGGUAUUUAGGUUUACUAAUUAGUAAUGUUUUGGCACUAAAUCAAAG
This is a messenger RNA of Babjeviella inositovora NRRL Y-12698, 1518 nucleotides long. Its product is annotated as putative carboxylic ester hydrolase. Gene Ontology annotation, biological process: medium-chain fatty acid biosynthetic process; medium-chain fatty acid catabolic process. Gene Ontology annotation, molecular function: monoacylglycerol lipase activity; acetylesterase activity. The transcript has a single exon. The record is from RefSeq and is a predicted model, not a curated record. Bases 12 to 1340 code for a protein of 442 amino acids. Lineage: Eukaryota; Fungi; Ascomycota; Pichiomycetes; Serinales.